Amborella trichopoda is the source of this 1301-nucleotide messenger RNA. RefSeq names its product glucuronoxylan 4-O-methyltransferase 1. The record is from RefSeq and is a predicted model, not a curated record. Lineage: Eukaryota; Viridiplantae; Streptophyta; Magnoliopsida; Amborellales; Amborellaceae. Gene Ontology annotation, biological process: xylan biosynthetic process.
CCUAAAUGAUGCGCCCCAACCUACGCUCCUUCCAAUUUACUCAAUCAACCUACUCUGCACAUAUAUAUUAUUAUGCUUCACGGUAAGAGAGAGAAAGGCCAGCUUCAGUGGAAGAGAGAGAAAGGCCAGCUUAUGUAGAGAGAGAGAGAGAGAGAUUUACUCAAAUGGAAAGAACCAGUUCACCCAUUAGAUUACAACAAAUAAUUAGUUAGAGAGAGAAACCAAUUUAGUCAAUGGAAAGAUCCAGUUCACCCAUCCAUUUGAUUAGAGCAGAUAAUUAGUUAGAGAGAGAGAGUGUGUGUUACCUUGCCUCUCAAAAUACUGGGUUGGGGUAGUAGCCAUGUUGUCCCAAAACAAGACCAUAUUCACCCUUCUCCUUCUCCUCUUCUUCACUCUCUCCGCUCUCUCUCUUCUCCGCCUCCUCCGCAUUUCGUCAAUCCGCCCGUCUCGAACCCACCUCACCGCACCCGUUCAAACCCACAUCGGACCACUUCUAACCCACCAAAGCAAACCCACUCAAACCCACCCUGAACCCACUGGUGAGCGUUGUUGUAUCAAGCUCGCACCUGCGCUAGCCCAAAGCCUAGCCCACUUCGCCACCGCCCCAACCCCUCGUCACGUCUCUCCGAAAGAGCUAGCAUUAAUCUCUCGCCUAUUUUCCACCCCAAAAAGAGUCCUUAUUUUCGGCCAUACCCCUCUGUCGCCCUUUUUCCAAUCCCUGAACCACAUGGGCAAAACCCUCUUCAUCGAACCCAAUCAAACCCUAAUUGAGGAGACCCAUCGAGCCCAUCCGAAGCUAGUGCUCCGCAAAUCGAGCCAUUGGGCUCGGAGAGAUCAAGCCUUUGAGCUCUUGAAACGAGCCAGAGCCGAGCCCAGUUGUGGGCCCCGUGGCCCGAGCCGUGCGUGCCCACUGGCAAUGGGUGGGCUCGGUAACGAGGUAAGAAAGCGAGAUUGGGAUCUUGUGGUGGUGGACGAUCCACGUGGCGAAUCAUCAAUGGCUGCGAUUUAUGAGGCUGGGGUGAUUGCGAGGAAGGGUAGGGUAGGGAAAUGGACGGAUGUGAUUGUGUGUGGGGUUGAUCGGAGGGUGGAGAUGUGGUAUUCCAGGGAGUUCUUGUGUGAGGAGAAUUUGGUGGGAUCCAAGGGGAACACGUGGCAUUUUAGAAUUCGCUCGUCGGGGUCGCACACGUUUUGCUCUGCCGAGAGGCAUUAAAUUGAGUAAGAGUUGGCAGAAUUUUCCUUUUUUUUCUUCUUUUUUUUUUUUCUUUUUUUUUUUUAAAAAAAAUCUUUUUUGAAUGUAAAGA